Messenger RNA from Scophthalmus maximus (turbot), 2797 nucleotides. It is a transcript of the gene xkr8.3, whose product is annotated as XK related 8, tandem duplicate 3. The transcript is spliced from 3 exons. NCBI's taxonomy places the organism in Eukaryota, Metazoa, Chordata, Actinopteri, Pleuronectiformes, Scophthalmidae. Gene Ontology annotation, biological process: phosphatidylserine exposure on apoptotic cell surface; apoptotic process involved in development; engulfment of apoptotic cell. Gene Ontology annotation, cellular component: plasma membrane. The record is from RefSeq and is a predicted model, not a curated record. Bases 11 to 1276 code for a protein of 421 amino acids.
GGCUCCGGCCAUGGAGCGCCGCGCCUUCUCCAAAUACUCCUGGAUCGACUUCGUGUUCUCCGUGAUCGGCGUGUGCACGUUCCUGGUGGACUGGGGCUCGGACGUGUGGGUCGCCGCCGAGUUCUACUGCCGCGGCGACCUCUUCUGGUUCGCGGUGCUGGUCGGCCUCAUGGCGCUCUCCUCCGUCGUGGUCCAGACGUUCAGCUGGUUCUGGCUCGAGUACGACCGCGAGCUGCCGGGCUUCGGCGCGCGGAGCGGCGCGGGCGCCGUGCUCUUCGGCGACCGGGUGGCGCUCUCGUGCCUGCUGCAUGUGCUGCAGCUGGGCUUCCUCUGCAGGCACAUCUCCGCCAUACGUCAAGGCUUCAGGGUUUGGUGGCGGAAAGAGGAAGGGUCCGAGUACGCCGUGUACCUGACACAUGACCUCAGCAUGCUCCGACUCAUCGAGACGUUCUGUGAGAGCGCUCCUCAGCUGACCCUGAUGAUCUAUGUCAUGCUGCGCACCAACAAGGCCAGGACGGUGCAGUUUGUGAGCAUUGCUGCGUCAACCACCUCCAUAGCCUGGAUGGUGGUGGACUACCACCGCUCCCUGCGCUCCUUCCUCCCAGACAAAGCCAAGCAGGGCUGGGGCUCCUCCCUGAUCUACUUCCUGUGGAACCUGCUGCUGAUCGCUCCGCGCGUGGCCGCCGUCGCCCUGUUCGCCUCCGUGCUGCCCGGAUACAUGCCCGCCCACUUCCUCAUGCUGUGGUUCGUCUUUGUGCUGUGGGCUUGGCGACAGAGGACGUACUUCAUGGACAGCGUGGGCGGCGAGUGGCUCUACCGGGCCACCGUGGGGCUCAUUUGGUACUUCAGCUGGUUCAACGUGGCGGAGGGUCGGACCCGCGGCAGGAGCGUCAUCUACCACUCCUUCAUCACCGCCGACGCGCUGAUCCUGCUGGCGACCUGGUGGUGCUACAGAGACCCUGUCCAGACCGAGUCGUACGCCCUCGCCCUGAUCAUCACACUACCUCUCACCUACCUCCUGGGACUGCUCUUCAAGACCCUCUACUACUGCUGCUUCCACCCCAAACUGUGGAGGCCCCUGGCGCGGGACCCAGGUCCGCCCGUCGAUCUGCCUGAUGCCGAAGUGUCCGUCAGAGACAUUUCCAUCCAGGACAGCGCCCUGUCCUCCCAGCUCCUCAACAGGCGGAUGGCCUGCCACGCCAAAAACUUUUACUCAGAGCAGAGCGCCAUCAGACAGACGGACGACGCGAACAGAGCAGAGUCGGCGCGUCUGUGAUGUCACAGCUGAUCGUAUACGGCGGAUAGAAGAUGUGACCUUGUGUGGUGGUGGUGGUGAUGGAGCUCCGUCCGUCUCCAUCAGGCCAACUCUCUUGACUGUUUGACCAUUUGUGCUGCAACUUCACCAAAGGAUCCAACAUACAGACUUGAAAACAGUACUUGAAAAACAGUAUUCGAAUAAAUAAAAUCCCCUUCACAGUAGAUGUAAUUUUAACAACACCAUAUAUAUUAUUGUUAUUAUUACAUAUUGCAAUUGAAAAAAUUGCUGGAUUAGUUGAAAAAAACAGACAGGAAAAAUCUGAUUUUGCAAAUACCAUAUAAAAAAAAUCUUUAUCACCAUGAAGCAACUCUGCAUUGAUUUGCAACUAGGCCUAAUACACCAUGAAACAUUAUAGCGACUGCUACCGUAAUAGAUAUGGUAUGGGGAAAAAAAUCUCUUGAUAAAUGAAUGCCAUCUCACAACACUGCACAACACUAUUUCUCAUCUCUACUUGAAACUACAGUAAUAUGAUAAGCUAAUUUUCUAGAAAACAUUUAGUUACACGUGAUUUUUUACAAGCGAAUGUAUUUUUAACUGUUCUUACACAAUGCAGUCAUUAUUUUUACAUGUUGAAAAAGUUUUUUACAUUUCAUUUACCACAUUCCCAAAGGUUUGUUGUUGUUUGUAUUUCCAAAGUGCAGACUUUGCUGGCAACAAGUACACAACAAAUUACAAAAUGAUUAGAUAACAAACUAUUACUGUGUCAGUAAUAGAAUAUUGAAUACAAUCAUCACAAUUUGGACAUUGCCUGGGCAGUUUGAAAGAAUUUUCUUUUUUUAUUACAUUAGGUGUGUGUGUGUGUGUGUGUGUGUGUGUGUGUGUGUGUGUGUGUGUGUGUGUGUGUGUGUGUGUGUGUGUGUGUGUGUGUGUGUGUGUGUGUGUGUGUGUGUGUGUGUGUGUGUGUGUGUGUCGUUCGGGUUGCAUUACAGCUGCUACGGCUGGAAUCUUUUUGAAAGAGCUUGAAUGUAGAUAUUGAACAUAAGCUCUACUUUUUUUUCUAUCUGUAGGUCCGGUGACGAUUAUUUUACACGUUAACUGACAAGUGGUAUCAAGUUUUUUUUACAACAAUCAAAAAGUCAGAUUGUGUUUGUUUUUCUUGUUUCACAUUUGGCAAAGGUCAUGUUUUAAACAAAACUUUAAUAUCAAUUCAGACUCAUCAAAGCGAACUUUUCUCUGUAGUUUUGUAAGUAAUACGUUGCUAUGCUCAGACAAUCAGCAUCAUUCCACCUGGAGGGUGUUUGAUUUCAAACUCGUUUAAGUGUUCUACAAGUCUGUUCACGCUGCCAUGGUUUUGUUUUGUCAUGAGGACACUUCACGCCUCUGUGAGUUUAUUAAUUUCAGCAAUGUUCACACAGUGUCGAAAAUCCACUCAUGUUCUCCAGACUCCGCUGAAAGUGGAGAUUGCAACUACUGUAGUUGUUAGUCUUUUAUCUCAUGUGCCAUGUGCAAUUAUUAAAGCAAUAACGGUGUUCAAGAUUA